AUGGCGGGACGCACUCCGUCGAUCGUGUGGACAGGCACUGUGGUGCAGAAGCGCGGACGCCAAUACUCUCCAGCAAAUGGCCUGUCGACGGGUAUGAAACAACCUUCCGGGAAAAGCCAGCGCCUGAUCCUGACGCACAUCGGCAGUGAGAAUGACUUCGUUGAUGGCUGCUUGGAUGUAUUCCGAGGCCAAAGAACAAGCGACUGCCAUGAGGAAAUGGACAGCAAUCGCUUCGAGGGAUGGUUCAAUGACGUUCUGCAGAAGUUGCCGGCUGGUAGCGUCAUUGUUAUGGAAAAUGCACCUUAUCAUGCCCGGCGAGCAAAUAAAUUGCCAACGACGGCCUGGAAAAAGGCAAGAAUACAGGAGUCGCUGAAAAGCAAGAACGUCACCUACAGUGAAAAGAGGGUAAAGAAGCAGCUGCUUGAGCUGGUGGCAUCUGUUAAGUCACGCUUUCUGAGCUACAUCGUCGAAAAUGACGUCGCUGUGCACAACGGAGACUUCGAGCUGUCCAUGGUUGAAGACGUCUGGAGGGAGAAAAUCAGGCAAGUAAUGGCGGAAUGCUGGAGGAAGAGCUUUCAGCACGUGAUGGACCUGGAGGCAAAGUUCAGUCAUAUGCCAACCAUAAGGAUACAGUGA
Messenger RNA from Dermacentor albipictus, 636 nucleotides. NCBI's taxonomy places the organism in Eukaryota, Metazoa, Arthropoda, Arachnida, Ixodida, Ixodidae. The record is from RefSeq and is a predicted model, not a curated record.